CCAUCCAUCUGAUAUCUGCGCCAUCCCUUUACCCCAUGUUCGGCUUCGGUGUCCCGGGGGCCCGUAGAUCCCUGCCGGGGUCGUAGUCUCCGUCUGCCGGGGUCGGAGGCUAUAGGUAGUACCUUAAGGGAGCCGGCCCACUGCAACAGGCCGGGCUCGGCCCGGUCCGGCGGGGACGGUGGCCGGCGUGGGCCCUUGCAGCUUCUCGUGCCUGCGGGCGUUCUGGAGUCCCGAGUGUCCCACGCGGCCGUAGCCAGGGUUGGCACGGGGAAUUCGGCUCAGCCACUCACUACCAAUCACCAUGGUGCGAAUGAAUGUUCUGGCGGAUGCUCUUAAGAGCAUCAACAACGCUGAGAAGAGAGGCAAACGCCAAGUCCUCAUCAGGCCGUGUUCUAAAGUCAUUGUUCGGUUCUUAACUGUGAUGAUGAAGCACGGCUACAUUGGUGAAUUCGAGAUCAUUGAUGAUCACAGGGCUGGGAAGAUUGUUGUGAACCUCACAGGAAGGUUGAACAAGUGUGGAGUUAUAAGCCCUAGAUUUGAUGUUCAGCUCAAAGACCUAGAGAAAUGGCAGAAUAACCUGCUCCCGUCACGGCAGUUUGGUUUCAUUGUGCUGACAACCUCGGCUGGCAUCAUGGACCAUGAAGAGGCAAGACGAAAACAUACAGGAGGAAAAAUCCUGGGGUUCUUUUUUUAAAUGUAAAGCAUAAAUAAAAAGCCUUCAUGGACUGUG
Messenger RNA from Mastomys coucha (southern multimammate mouse), 730 nucleotides. It is a transcript of the gene Rps15a, whose product is annotated as ribosomal protein S15a. The coding region runs from base 302 to 694 and encodes 130 amino acids. Gene Ontology annotation, molecular function: structural constituent of ribosome. The transcript is spliced from 5 exons. The record is from RefSeq and is a predicted model, not a curated record. Lineage: Eukaryota; Metazoa; Chordata; Mammalia; Rodentia; Muridae. Gene Ontology annotation, cellular component: ribosome; cytosolic small ribosomal subunit. Gene Ontology annotation, biological process: translation.